This is a messenger RNA of Clarias gariepinus (North African catfish), 2091 nucleotides long. RefSeq names its product calcium homeostasis modulator protein 5-like. The transcript has 3 exons. NCBI's taxonomy places the organism in Eukaryota, Metazoa, Chordata, Actinopteri, Siluriformes, Clariidae. The record is from RefSeq and is a predicted model, not a curated record. Bases 118 to 1059 code for a protein of 313 amino acids. Gene Ontology annotation, molecular function: monoatomic cation channel activity.
CAGAGCACACUACGAUUAGUGUCGCUCAUCUCGGGUCAGGAAGUCAAGGGUUUUCCAGCCACAGAGUUGCAUUAUUAAGUUACAUUCCUCUUUCAGGAAUUUUGGAUCUCCUCUUAAAUGAUCCCGGCGCCGCUGAAACCCACGAUGGAUUCCCUCAACGCUGUUCUGCGCUUCUUCAGCAACCAGAAGACCACAAUCGGGUACGGUGCCAUGGCCAUUGCGACCAUCGGUGGACAGCAGAUCUUUACCUUCUUAUCCUUCCAGUGUCCGUGCACUCUAAAGCAGAACAUGGCUUACGGGCUCUCGUACCUGCUCGGACCCGCGUUCGUAUUCUUCAUUGUUGCUCUUUUCUUGAGUACGCGUCUUUGGCGCCUCUACACGGGCUGCUGUCUCAACCCCAGAAAGCUCUGUCCCAACAGACACAAGUGUGUGAGCUGCUUACACGUGCUUGUCAGUGUUAUUGUUGGAGCACUUGUUGCACCGAUCAUGUGGCUGAGCUUUGCGCUGCUGAACGGCGUGUUCUACGAGUGCGCAGUGAGUGGUAUGAAUGAGCAGGCCGUUGUGGACUGGUUUUGUAAAAAUAGAACCACCACAUGCAAGGAGGAACUAGCCAAAGUUCCAUGCCAAACGUCCAACAUGACAGCAGCAGACACAGAGGAGCUCCUGCUAAUGCUACAUGCCCAGUCUCAGAUCCUCGGCUGGGUCCUGAUCAUGGUCUCUGCUUUGGCCGCCAUUAUCAGCACAUGCUACAAAAACUGCUGCUCUCAAGUGAGCUACCUGCAGCUUACUUUCUUUAAAGCGUACAAGCAGAAAGAGAAAGAGAAAUUUGAAGCCUUCGUAGAUGAGUACGCCACGCGACUGGCUGAAAGGAACCUCAAGAGCUUCUUCGAGAACAAAGACCCCGAGGCGUUUCCCUUUCCGAAGCACACAGCCUGGAAGCAGAUCUCAGCCAUGUAUAAGUAUAAACAUAGCGAGCAGUAUUACAGCACGCUGCAGAGAUUUGUGGAGAAUCCUAACCGUGACUACACUACAGAGGAAAUGCUACUAAGUGAAACAUAAGGGGAACUCAGCGUUUAAUAGGCAUCAACCUAAAUAUCUCUCAGUAAGCAAUGUUCUACUUAGAUUUUCCUACUCAGAUUUCAUUCCAAAUUAUAUUAUUCUUCUAAUAUAGAAUAUCAUGUUUUCUAGAAUGUCAGAUUGCUCCAUCAUAAGGAAAUCUCUGAGUUUUAAUAGACAAGGCAAAUGAGAGAAAGAGGUUGAGAUGAUGCUUUGGAACACAACUGACAAUGUGCCCCAAACGUCUGUUGGUGGCCUGGCAUAACAUCUUCAUCAUUUUUGUACAGAGGAACCUAAAGGGACUAGUUCUAUCUUUUCCUAUAACUGGAAAUAAUAUACUGAAUGUAUGUGAUGUGUCGUUCUCUAUUUAAAAAAAUGUAACUUUGGGCAAGUUGCUGCUAUAUGAAAAUUAAUUGCUUUGGGCCACAUCACUCCACCUUUUAGUGUUUUUUGCUAUGAUGUAUUUGCCAUAUUUCCUACCUCAACCUGCCUGGGGAAAAAAGCUGCAGAUCCUCGGAACAAUUGGUUCCACUGCUAAUCACCCUGGGUCUGGAAGACGAAGAGUGACAACACCAGGACAAGACAGACUAUUGUGAUGUCAUGUGACAUAUGUAACAGAACACAUACACUUAGUACUGAAAUUGUAAACAUGAAUGUUGAAUAUGGCAGUUUUAUGCCACAUAUUAAAUUCUGCUAAGAAACAGUAUACUGUAUAUUUAACGCAUACUGUAAAUGAAAGAUGUUCUACAUUGAGGGGCAAUUUUAAAAAGUUCCACAUGUCAUUUUAUUCUUGUUAGAUGAAUUGUAUACUUUUCUGCUGUGGGGGCAUCUCUUUAGAAGCUUGAGGUUGCACUCUUUGUUGAAAAAAUGCAGUCUCUAGUUAAACCCUUAAAACACAAUCGGCACAGAUCCAUGCUGGCAACACAGCAUAGGUUAAAGAUGAUUUUUUUUUUAAGUGCUUAUGGAAGCAUCGCUGAUCUGUGUUAAUGGAAAGGCUUCAAACCUCAAAGUGUGAAUUUGGGUUUUUGGAUAUGU